Molecule: messenger RNA, 1350 nt
Organism: Durusdinium trenchii
Lineage: Eukaryota; Dinophyceae; Suessiales; Symbiodiniaceae
Source: the annotation of a GenBank genome assembly
AUGAUUGCGAUGAUUGCUACUAUCCUCUACCUUUGCAUGCGCAGCUUGGAGUCUGAUUCGCGGUUGGCAGUGCGGGCGUGCAACGAGGAAGGUUGGGCCGAGUGGUCCAGGGCAAGCUUGAUUUUCCUCCAGGAGGUCAUUGGCGAGGAAGAGGGCGACAAGGUCUGGGGCAGUUUGCUGACCUGGGGCGCCAGCGAGGAUGGGCGUUUGGGCAAAGGCUUAGAGGCCCUCGAUCGCCCAGCCUGCCCUGAGCUGAGCCCGGUGCCCGGAUUCGAGGACUGUCGCCUUUCAUGCGUGGCUGUGGGUGCCCACACUGCUGUGCUCACGAGCAGCGAUCGGCUCUUCCUUUGGGGUAGCUUUUUGCCCACGGAUGACACGGAGGAUGAGGUGGACAUGUUGCUGGAGCCGCAGGAGCAGGCCUUGGACUUUGUCCCGCACCGCGUGUCCUGCGGGCGCUUUUGCACGGCAGUGCUAUCGGCUGAAGGGAGCUGCUUCGUUUGGGGCCCCAAUGAGGCGUACCAGUGCGGCCUCCCGGAGGAUUCGUUGGUGAAAUCCCUCACCCGACUGAAGGUGCCGAAGGAAGAGCCGUUGGUCCAAGUGGAGUUCGGCGAAUUCCACGGCGUGGGCUUGACGGCGUCGGGCCACGUGCUGCGCUGGGGUCAGGAGCAAGGUCCUGACGUUCCCUUGGCGAGACAAGCCUUGGACGACCCCAAGACGCGUGGAUAUUUGCCGAAAAGUAUCAACCUCAACCAGCCGUCGCCGAUGCUGUUGGAAUGUCGGCACCCAGUGAAAUUCGUGGCAGCUGGAGGCUAUCACAGUGCGCUGGUGACGACGUGUGGGCAGCUCUACCUUUGGGGGAGCAAUAGCUAUGGCCAGCUGGGCCUGGGAUUGAAGAGGGAUGAGCUGGCCUUCGCGGGUCAGCCGCGGCCGGUGGACGUGGAAGGCGCGCUUUCCGUGGGCGACGUGUCUCACGCGAGUCCCGUGGUCGCUGGAGUCUCGCUGGGCGGAUUGCACAGCGCCUUCCUCGACGCCCAGGGCGCCGUCUACACCUUCGGCGACAACCGACGUGGCCAGUGUGGCCAGGGUGAAGUGACCCAACUCUCUGCGCCGGAGAGGCUUCAGGAGUUGCCCCGAGCUGAUGGUGUCUCCUGUGGAGGCUUCUUCUCCUUCUUCCAAGUGGCCGAUGACCUCUACGCCUGUGGCUGGGGAAAGGAGGGCUGCUUGGGCUUCGGGCAGCUUUGCAAGAAGCAGUUGCGGGUGCGCCGUGUGCCACCUCCGCAGAGAGGCCGCUGGCUGCAGUUGCGCGCUGGCCCCUCACAUGUCGCGGCGAUCGUGGCAGACCCAAAAUGA